AAAUAAAAUUUGCAAUUGGCCUCACUAAGCUAGAGAUGGCGUUAGAUCCCCUGUAUUAACAUGGUUGUGUAUAUUUGGGCUGUUGUGGGAAGUUGUUUUGUUUCUUCUGGGUCACAUCUAAUCAAGAUCAGAUGGCUGUCUUGAGAAAGUAAAGUGACGUAUUGCAAAAGGCUACCAACAAUAUAUACGAGACCAGGACGUGGUUAGCCUUUGUUCAGUUAAAACAAUCUCCCGAGGUCUUCAAUAAAAAUUUGAUUUUCCAAAAAUGGUCAACGUCCCUCCACUUUUAUGUAGUACUCCUCCACCCAUAGAUGAUAUCGAUGAAGAUGACUAUGUCGAUGUUUUACCGCCUACAAUGGGAGGAAUCGAAGAUGAAGAGUUCUGUGAUUUCUCAGUUGAAGACGCUAAAAGUGACGAGUCACUGCCUUCGCCGCGACCAUCACCAGAUCUACCACAAAUUGGAUUGGUUUCUGAUGAAAUUUAUAUAAACCAUUUAGAAAUAUUGCCACCAACGGGUGCAAAAAUUAAAAAAGAGGAUAAAGACACUCCUAUAGUAGAGACAUAUAACUAUAGUAUUAAUCAUCAAGCCAAAGAAUCUGCUAGAGCAAAAAUUGAAAAAGAUUCUUUUGAUACAACUGCAGAAACCCAUAAGGACGUUUCAUGCUCAGACAAUAAAACUGAUGGAGAUGGCGUACUAGGAGAAACUGACGCAAGAGCCAAGCAUAUUUCUGGAGUCCUUCUUAAUUUAGAUGCUAAUAAUGAAAGCAGUUAUUUGGCAAACAAAAUAUCAAUUGAGGAUGUCGAAGAUGAUUUGAGCGAAAAUGAACUAUAUUCGCCAAAAAUUCCGAAAAAUUUUACUGAAAUUUAUGCAACCAAUAGCAAUGAUUAUUUUAAAAUUUAUGACAUUCGAUCAGAAAAAGAAAACCAUGAAAACUUAAGUACCAUUGUGGGAAAUCAACAUGUUACCGAUUUGUCCCGGAAAUCGUCUUUGCAGGACAUCAAUACUUUACCACCAUCAAACGAAGCAGUAACCUAUAACACAGAUGAUGACUUUGGAGACUUUGCUGAUUAUCAAGAUUUUAACACGAGCGUACAAUCCUCUGUACCGAAAACAAUAGAAGCUGCUAACGAUCCUCGCGAUGGGAUAUGCAGUGGAGAAUUAGCAAGCAAUACGGAUGAAAUUGAAGUUUUUACGCAAACUUCAAAAGAUGUUAUAAAGAGUGACAAAGUGGGUGUUCUUGAAUCGGCCAUGGAUACACCAUCAGUCGAUGAAACGACUGGUUCAAAUGAUGAUGAAGAUUUCGAUGAAUUUGCUUCCCACGAAAUGACACUCGGCAGCGUACCUAACGUUAGCAUUCCAAAAAAUUUAAAUUUUGAAAGUGAGAGUCAAAUGUCAAAUAGUCCAAACACUGAUUUAAUAUGCGAAGAAUCUGAAAAUGAUUUUGCAGAUUUUCAAGAGAUCCAAAUUCCCGCCACAGAAGAACUGACAAAUGAACAUUUCAAUAACCGGACAUGUGAACUACCUAAUCCGGAAGAUUUAACGAAAGUGGAUGUUGUAGAUGCAUUCAGUGAUUACGACGAUGACGAUUUUGGUGAUUUUAAUACGGCUCAACCAACAAACGAAACGGUUUCCACAAUAACCACUAGUCAGUCCUCGAGCACUAUCGCCCACGCUCCAUUACCUUUGUCAGUGUCUAAGAACCUCAAUGAGCGCAUUUCCAACAUUGUACAGAUGAUGUUCACAUCCGUGCACGAGCCCAAUCCUCUCUCUAAGGAGAUUGAUGCAAAAUUCAAAACACAAAAAAUCCAGGACAUACCUUUCACACCGAUAGAUGCAGCAAAAGCUCUAGAAUACCAAUGGUUGAGCUCGGAAACUCGGCACUCUUUCAUAAAAUCAUUGGGCAUUGACUCUAGAAAUAUUCUAUAUGGGGAAAACUGGAACCCCGCAUUACCAAGAUUUGCCGCAAACUUAAGUUUUAAUCCUUUAAAACCUAUGAAACCUAUAGUAUCCAAUAGUGGAUCCGACUGCUUUUCUCCACCUCUAGAGCCAGUUCCUGUACCUUCUAGCGAUUGUAACAAACCUAAUGUCAAUAAUUUAGCUAUAAACAAAAAGGAUGAUGUCGAAUUAGAUUGGCACAUCUCGACGGGGGAGCAGAUCACUGAUGCUUCCAAUGACAAAAAUGCUACAAUAACAGCUGAGAUUCCCAUUACGUCUAAAACCGAGGUGGUGUCCCCUAUUCCUUACACAGCUGAUGAGCCACCCGAUCCAUUGACGAUGUUUGAGAAUGCAGUGGACAACGACGACAAUAAACUCUCAACAACUCCGCCAAUUAGUGAAAUGCAGUCCGUGGACACAUUUUCCUUACCUUCUUCAACAGGUCUAGAUGUGGAAUGUAAUUUUAGAACAUUAGAAAUUAACCAAGCAAAUGGUAAAGCCAAGGAUUCACUUGAAAUUGUUGUGGCCUCAACUACAUUUUCGGGAUCAUUCAAAGAAACGCAUAUAUACACACCUCCGAAAACUGUUGAAAAUUCAAUAUCAACACCAUCAACUUCGACAGCAUCACCUGCCAAAUCGACCAAUAUCGAUUUUGAUUAUGAAAGGGCGGCCAUGGGUGUUAUAAUAGAUGAAACGGUGGUUAAAAAAGAAUACCGGGAUAUUGAGUAUAACUCUCCCUUUACCAUCGACUCACUUACACGAUCACCACAAAAGAUAGAGGCGGAAAAUGCACCCAUUUCAACAAUCCAGCAACCAAAGAAAAAUAUCGACAACGAAGUGGUUGACGAUGAAGAAUCGAAUGACGAAUUUUCAGACUUUCAAUCAGUGCCAACCACUAUUUCCACCAAACCCUUACCUACGCCAACAGACCUGAGUCCUCCUGCAAACGUCAGUACUUCGGAGAGUUCAAAAGUUAGCAUUUCAACAUACGGCAUGAUUUUGAGUCCAGCAAUUUUAAUACCUCAAGCCAUAUCAAUGGAAUCCAACCGGCCAAAAAUUGAAUGGGGUGAAGCCGCAGCCUCAAUAAAUCCGGAGGAAUUGGCACGUAUUGAAGAACUUUUUCCCGAACCCUCUAAAAGCACCAAGUCCAAUACAAACAAUUCAUCACAAAAAUCUACUCCUACCCACCAAGCCGCUCCCACAAUAAGCGCCGCCGUUGCCAACAAAGAAUUGGAAAGUGGUAACGAUGAUGAUGACUGGUCCGAUUUCGUGUCGGUUCCAGUGGUUACGUCUUUGGCAAAUAACAAUAGGCCUAUUUCGGUUAACAACAAUGCAGCCGCAAAAAGCGGAGCGAAUUCUCCUUUCAAACAAAAAUCUCCCAUAAACUCCUCCAAAGUUCCAAAUUGCAACUCGAAUAACGACGAUGAAUGGUCAGAUUUUGUAUCCAGCGCGCCCCCGAAGGAAUCCCAGCAGGCGGCGGCACCAACGCAGAGAGUCCCCCAAUUUAAUAGCGGUGCUUGGCAAAAUGCCAAUUUUUACAACAACCCAUUGAGUUUGUAUCACAAAGGCCACUUGAAUAUGCACCCAUCAGCUGCAAGUCAACAGCAAUCGUCCAAGAAUUUUCUAAACAAUAAUAACAACAACUUUCACCAGUACAAUCAUCAAUUCCCAGCCGCCACCAAUCAGCAGCAGAUACACGUUAUGCAGAAUUUUUCGACAGCACCAGUACCUACGCCAGAACGGCUUGCAGCUGCUGCAAAAACUCAAUUUCAAGUGGGAUCGGCCAAAGUGGCGCCUAGCAUAGCGUUGAUACCCGAUUUGGGUUUCGUUGCACCGGCCAUACCGACACACACCUCAUUUAUCAACUCUCUGCCAAAACCUUCCAUAAAUACAAAAAAAUGACGUUUGCUCAAAAGCCAGAAUCACAAUUGCAAUGGCCACCAACAGCAAAAUCUGGUAAACUCGACCAUUCAACAUUCCUCCCAACGUAUUCAAAAAAUUAUGACUACGACGACGGCCAUGUCAAAAAACUCUACUUACCGUUCCAAUGCAUGUGCUACAAGUUACAGUGAUGAUAUUUUAAUAUAGAACCAUUUUAUUAUAUUUUUUAGUCUCCCCAAGUUGUAUGUAAAUGUGUGUAGUUUAGCAUAACAGCUGCAUCGAUUGUUGUUGGAAGAAAACAUCUUCGAAUUUUAGUCAUCGUACGAGAAUGUAUUGAAUUCAGGUCUGGUCGAAAAUGCCCAAAAAAGAAAUUGUAGAAAAGCAACAACAACAGCGACUUUAAUCCCGGUUUUUACACACAUCACAGUGUGCAGCAAAAUGAAAUAGGGAUGACUUCCAAUUGGAAGGAAAAACGCUAAGUAGUGGGAUUCCCGCUUUUUUUUAAUAGCUUCUUUAGAUGGCUCAUAAAACUAUAUAAAAUUUUUAUUUCUCCCCCAACUUUUCAUCUAUACUUUGAAAAGGCUGUAUAAGCUUUUCCAACCACGUUACCACAUUGACAACGACCCAUUUUUAGCGCAAUUUAUUAUGAGCUUGGUUAUAAAAAGUGUGUACAUGUAUCACAGCAUAGAAUUUAUUACAAUGAAACUUUGAAAGAUAAAUGUUGUAAAUGUUAACACCGGUACUCAAAAAACUUAAUGUAGAUUUGAAAUAGGCGUAUUUGACAGAUUUCCUUCAUAGAACUGCCAGAUAAACCUAUCUUAAGGUUUCAUAAAGUUUUGUGAAUACGGUCGUAAAUGUUUGUUUUUUCAAACUUCAAAGGCAUACGGAUCAUUAAGAAUAGUUGAAAGAUUAUUUUGCCAGUUUCAGAAACAUUUCCCAUUGAAUUUUCCAGAUGGCUGUCCAUACUAUAACAGCCUUGUUCGCAAAAUAAUAAAAUAGCUCGAUAAACCGAAAAUAGGAAAAAUUUUCAUUUUCGUAAACACAUAAUAGCCAAUUUUUUUCACUUCAUUUUUCAGUUCUGUGAACAUAAACGUGUACGAAUGAAAGCGAAACAAAUAAAAUCACGCUAAGUUCGCCCAUGCCGAAAUAUGAUAUUUCACCACCAUAAUCUUUUUCUAUUAAUGGACCUAUCUAAGCGUGAAUAUUAAAUAUCAUGAGUGUACUAUACGUUCAAAAUUUCCGCCGAACUCGACAAAAAUUUAAGAAAUAUAUAUCGCGUCUAUAUUUCAUUUUUAGAUCUACUUGGACGCCAUUUCAACUAAAUUUGCCCUUAAUCUCCAAACCGCUUUUUUGGGGGCAUAUUUGUAUGGAGCAUGAUGUGGUUGUGUGACAGCAUAAGUGUAAUUUAAAAUCAACGGUAGAGUUGCUCUCACUUUGUCUCGUGAUGCAAACAAAUUAAAAUAAUGUCGACACCUCUCGAGCAGGAAGAUUACACAGGUUCAGAGAGCGUGUUGUAUUAUUUGAAAAAAAAAAUCGUACAAUAACUUAAUAAUAAGAUGGUGCAGUGUCAACGCAAGAACGUCGCGGGUGAACAUUUUUAAGGACAGUAAGUUGUUCAAUAGGGAAAGAACAACCAAGAUGGUGAAGUCACGCACUGCUUUGGAGUUCUCGCCUUUCCUGAACAUGACAAAAUCCGCAAAAUCCAAUUUGGUACCUGGCUAUAGCGGAGUUAAGGGGAGUGAAAGGAUAGACGUCUUAACUGUAAGACUCAGAGAACUGCUAUCAUUUGUAAAUAUGAAGCCUUUCAAGGCAGUCCAAGUUAAGAGAAUUGGGCGGCGUAUAGUGGAACACAUUGAAGGCAUAAAUAAGACUACGAUUAGUUAAUUCCUUGUUUAGAUUGAUUUUUCAUAAUGUAGAGCGAACAGCAAGCCGAUGACUGGCUAAGAUAUAUGUCCAUAGUGGCAUAAGACGGGCUAAAAUCUGCACGCUUUUACAAAAAUCUUAAAACUAGCACCAAUAAUUUGAAAGAAAAAUAAUUUCUUUUUUUCUCACUGUCAAAUAACUAAAAUUACCAAAUUCUAGAAACUUUCAAUAGUUAUUUGCCUGUUAUUGCGUGUUUGUGAAUAUGCAAUUUUAAAAUCAGUUUAUAAAGCGAAAAGUGUGUUAUACAUACUUAAAAGAAAUUUUAAGCCCAUGAAAAAAAUUUUUUGCGAAUAACUUACAUAUUAAAAAUAGCUGAAACAAUUGUUUUUUGACUCAGAGUCCUAAAGAUUGUAAGCCUACCGACGGAGUUCCCGAAUUCCAACUAUGGAUAUGGCCUGUCGCUUUAAAAGUAAAAAGUGCUCUAAGUUGGUCUUAUCAACAUCCAUUGGAGCUAAAUAUUCAUAAAAUGGCAACUAACUCUUUUCGGCAAAUUAAAGUUUGUGGCAUGUAACAACAUUUGUCGAUCAUUCUCACAGGCUCACAGUGUGGCACUGUUCAAUCUGUGUUUGGCUGGAACGACCAUGAUAUCCAUGACUUAUCAUUGGCCAGUGCAGCGAGAAAGGUAUCGUUGAUUUGAAUUUAAUUUGUAUUCUUACAAAUAUCGGUUCUGUUUGUCACUGUUCAAAGAAAUUUGUUAUUAUCACGUCAACAAAGUCCCAACAUUAAUUUCUUGUGUUGCAAAACUUGUUCUUCUAUUCUUCGAAUUCUUAUGAUGACAAUUUUUUGAAAUGUCAACACUUUGUUCGCAUGCCAAUGACAAGUUCUUUCAAGGUGUGAGAGGGAAUGUCUACGUGGAAUGAUAUGAGAAUUUGUUCCGUGCAUAUUGGACAAAAGUUGAUAUGUAUUGCAAUUGUACUUAAUUUAAAGCCAGCAAGCUGUUUUUUCUUUUUUUUUUUUUAAUUAUUUUUGCGUCUUGUUAUGAUAUGUUUAACAUAAUAGUAUUGUAAAUAGAUAACAAUGCAACUGUUCUUACCUUGUUUUGAAAUUUUAAAUAGUUUGUAUGUGUAUGUGUAACGUAUAACCAGGCAAGUGAAACCCCUAAUACGAAUAUUACUACUAUAUAGAGCAUACAAGCAUUCAUUAAUAUAAAAUGUAUUGUUAUAACAAAUUCAAAAUAAAUUGUCAUGUUUUAUUUAUUGUUCA
Messenger RNA from Stomoxys calcitrans (stable fly), 6943 nucleotides. RefSeq lists its product as uncharacterized. Gene Ontology annotation, biological process: intracellular transport. Bases 266 to 3838 code for a protein of 1190 amino acids. Gene Ontology annotation, molecular function: clathrin binding. The transcript has 5 exons. NCBI's taxonomy places the organism in Eukaryota, Metazoa, Arthropoda, Insecta, Diptera, Muscidae. The record is from RefSeq and is a predicted model, not a curated record. Gene Ontology annotation, cellular component: trans-Golgi network membrane; AP-1 adaptor complex.